AGACUGUCGCUGCGUGGGUUUCCCGGAUGGAGUAGAGACGCCAUCUUUACGCCAGUGCUACCGGUGGGUCUUCGAUUCAGCGGAGCGACGGUGCCGUUGCUGAUCCAUCACAAGGAAUCGCCGAGCAGCUGAUAAUCUUUUCCCCCUUUACUCCCCGGGACGCUUCGAACAGCCCCCAACGCCGAAUCGACCAUGAGUGACAAAGAAAUGCUGGUGUACAAGGCGAAACUCGCCGAGCAGGCAGAGCGAUACGAUGAAAUGGUGGAGUCGAUGAAGCAAGUGGCAGGUAUGGACAUGGAGCUGACGGUGGAGGAGAGGAACCUGCUGUCCGUCGCGUACAAGAACGUGAUUGGAGCCAGAAGAGCCUCCUGGAGGAUAAUCAGCAGCCUCGAGCAGAAAGAAGAUAACAAAAACUCAGAGGACAAAGUAGCCAUGAUUCGGGAUUACAGAAAAGCGGUCGAGAAAGAGCUGAAAUCAAUCUGCCAAGACAUUCUGGAUGUACUGGACCAGCAUCUCAUCAAAUCCGCCGAUUUGGGAGAGUCAAAGGUUUUCUACUACAAAAUGAAGGGAGAUUACCACAGGUACCUGGCGGAGUUUGCUGCGGGCAACGACAGGAAGGAGGCGGCAGAGAACAGCCUGGUAGCGUACAAAGCUGCAAGUGACAUCGCCAUGAACGAGCUCCCUUCAACACACCCCAUUCGCCUGGGACUGGCCCUUAACUUUUCAGUUUUCUAUUAUGAAAUCCUCAACUCACCAGACCGUGCAUGCAAGCUGGCGAAGACGGCAUUCGACGAAGCGAUCGCAGAACUGGACUCGCUGAGUGACGAGAGCUACAAGGACUCAACACUUAUCAUGCAGUUGCUACGUGACAACUUGACACUAUGGACCUCAGACACCCAGGGAGAAGAAGAACAGAACAAAGAUGCACAGCAAGAUGCAGAGGACGCGGCCCCGUGAGACUGAACAACACAAGACAAGCCCCCUCUCCUCCUUCCUUUUCCACCUCCUCCUCUUCCCUUCCCUUGUUUCUCCCCUCUAGCACUAGCUCUUGUCCCCAGCCACCUUUUUCCACUGGGUUUAUACUGCAGCCCACUCUCUCUCUCUCUCUCCACCUCCACUCGUCUGUCACACACCUCCCCUCCUCGUAUGCAUGUCAUUUCCACGUCCUCCCCUGCUCGCGUCUUAGUCCCCCACUCCCGGGUUUUUUCUCACCCUUUCUUUUCUGACUCCUCUUGCAAGUCUGUACCCUUUAAGGUUCCUGUCCCCCCCCUGUUUUUCUUUUUUGCAGUUUUCUUCUUUAUUAUUAUUUUUUUGCUGUUAUCUGUUGCCAAGAACCCUCGCCUGUAUUCGUAAAAACACAUAUGCAAGAGUUUAUUUAAAGACUGAUUUUCUUUUUUGUUCCGUUUUGUUUCCCUGAAUCCCCACGUGUGUGUUUUUGAACAUUGUCCACGCUUUGGUCAGUUUUUUAUUUUCCCCCCUUAAACAGAGGAAAUAAAGUGGUGACUGAGGGUCUAAAAGGGACGUGGAAAAGCUUUCUAGGAAGAACCAAGUGUCCUGUUUUACUUUGUGGUUACCACAGUUUCCUCCAAAAACAUCAAUACGGUUUUUUAUUUAACCCCCACGUCAACGAGAAACAGCAGAAUGUCCCCCGUUUCUAAGCAUCGGUCUGACCUUACUUUUGUCCAUCCUCGGACCAAGUAUUGUGCUGUGAGGCUGUAGCGCUAAUUUUGCUAAUGGCAGAUAGUUAGGUAAUGGCUUUUUAGCAGACAAAGUGUUCAUAUGUGUGCGCGUGGGAGGGGAAUGCUCUACACUCUUUGAUUGUAAUGUAAUGCAGUUUUGCAUUGGCACUAUAUAUAACAAAAAAAAGGUUUUGGGAAAUGGAGGCCUGCUGAAUCUUUAAC
This is a messenger RNA of Solea senegalensis (Senegalese sole), 1901 nucleotides long. RefSeq names its product 14-3-3 protein epsilon. Lineage: Eukaryota; Metazoa; Chordata; Actinopteri; Pleuronectiformes; Soleidae. Gene Ontology annotation, cellular component: cytoplasm. Gene Ontology annotation, biological process: signal transduction. The transcript is spliced from 6 exons. The coding region runs from base 193 to 957 and encodes 254 amino acids. The record is from RefSeq and is a predicted model, not a curated record.